Beta vulgaris subsp. vulgaris (sugar beet) is the source of this 2854-nucleotide messenger RNA. RefSeq lists its product as hypothetical. NCBI's taxonomy places the organism in Eukaryota, Viridiplantae, Streptophyta, Magnoliopsida, Caryophyllales, Amaranthaceae. Gene Ontology annotation, biological process: asymmetric cell division. The transcript is spliced from 3 exons. Bases 853 to 2733 code for a protein of 626 amino acids. The record is from RefSeq and is a predicted model, not a curated record.
AUUAUCAUUCACCCUCCAAAAAAAACAGAGGGGGAAAAAAGGGUAUUAAUUUUGUCCAAAUAAUUGAAAAAUAAUAUCUUCCCAGUCAGAACGUCUAUUUUUUUUUCCCCUGUUUUCUGAAAGUUUCAAUAUCAUAGAUUUGGCUCACCAAACUACUGCUGCAAUAAAGUAAGCCUUUCUCUCUUUUAUCUCUGAGCAUUAAUUGUUGAAAAGGAGCCAUUGUAGGAACUUCAAUUCGUUUCUGAGUUCAUCAACAUCAAGCUAUUGUUGUCUCCAUUAAUGGGUGUUGCGUUAUUUUCAAGUGUGUAUCUUUCAUUUCUUUGAUACCUCUACAUAAACAAUUUGGUGAGUUGUUUUAUUUUUCUGUUUCUAGCAAGGGAUUUUCCUCAUUUUAAGGUUGCAAGGUGAGAAUUAAGUCUCUCUUCAGAUUCUGGUUGUUCAGGAACUGGGGUUGAUAAAUAUUGUUGUUGAGAUUGUGUUUUUCACGUUGUUGUGUUUUGGUUGACCAAUUUGAUUGGAUUUUGGGGUUGCAACUGAUUGUUUGAAGCAUUAUAGGGUUUUUAUUUACCGGGUUUAUAUAAUAAGGACAACAGAAAUUACUUUUAUUACUUGAAUUAAUUGAAGGGUGUGUUCUUUUGUGAAUGAGCUAAUAUUUAGAUAAAAUUGGUGCUUUAUUUGAGGAAUUUUGCUUUUUAUGUAUUGGUUAGAACAUAUGGCAUUUGAUUAAUUGGGAGUAUGAGAUUCAUGAAAUAUGUAUGUUAUGGCAUUUGGACACUGUGCAUUGGAAUGAAAUUGGAAGUUGGUGUUGUCGAAUUCGGGUAGCAAACUGUGUUGUUGGAGAAGGAAUACAGAAUGCAAAUGGAUUUGUGGGUUGUAGCAGCUGCUACUGGUGCUGGAUACUUAGCUAAGUACUGGAAGAAUGUUGUAGGGGAUAAAGAAGGCUCAUCAGGAUUUCCUUCUGGAAGUUCUUUUCCUGAUAAUCCCGAAUCCUCGUCAUCAAUCCAACAGAGUUCAAGCCACCAAUUCUCUCAAAGAGAACCAACAGGGAAGCAUUUCAGUGAAGCUGAAAAGGGUAAACAUUUAGAUGGAUUGUUCACGGAAUUAUCUAGGAGAGAUGAUCCGUGCUCGACUUGUACUGAUGAAUUGGAUCAUGAGAAACAAAUUGGGCAUGAGGAAUAUAGGGAUGGACAUAGGUUAGAUUCUGACAUUCCUGAUAUACCUGAAUACCACACUUGGGAAAUGGGGGCUUCACAUAGCUCCGGAAAAAGUAGGAAAUCCCUGAGAGGUAGACGUCUUCAACGUCUCCCUUUGCAGUAUGUUAAGCCUCGUACUUCUCUAGAUAGUUGCCUUAUGGCUCAGAUGCAAAGGGAGCAUGCAGAAAUUGAGGAGUAUCUUCGUACCCCUCUUUCUUCACCUUGUGCUCCGGCUAUGAGGCCAUUUCUUGUUACUGAUGGAAGACAGGUAAUUAGUAGAGCAAGUGGUGACUUCAGAAAGGAGUUGUACAAGGAAGUACGCCCGAAAGUAGAUGAUGAAGUAGUUGGGGUUCCCCAUCUGCCACAAAUCACAACUGGUAACACAAAACAGGAGCUUAGCAAAGGCAAGAGUCAGAUGGGAAAAUUGAGCAGCAAAUCAAUUCAACUUGAUACAAUAAAUGGAUCCUUAAGUGGGCAAGUCCUUUUCUGUCUUGGGAUCUCCAUUGGUGUAAUGUCGUCUUUGAUAGCUAACAACGGGGAAGUGGAAAAGUUGAAGCUGAGCUUGAAGCAAACUGAAAAUUUGGUUGAAGAUCUUCAGGAAGAGCUUGAGAUGAAAGAUUCAUUAACUGUUAAAGAACUCAUCAAUGAUGAUGACUCGCAGGAUAUACAUGAAAGUUCUCGCAGUCGUGAGCAAUUAAAUUUGUUCUCUGAUCAAGUAGACACAGAUUUGACAAUGAAAUUUGCUGAUGAAGAAUCACCAAGUCUGGAGAAAACUGAGUCAAUGAGUAAAAUUGAAGCAGAGCUUGAAGCUGAACUGGAGAGAUUGGAGCUAAGCAUGAAAGGUUCAAAUUUGCAAGGAAGAUCAUCAGAUACUAUUGAGUUUGACCAGGAAUUCGACCAGGAUGUUGCUUCAGAACUGGUACAUGGUGAACUAAAUGCUGAUAUAUUCCCAGGGAAGUCCAGCUCAGAACCUACCCCUGAUCGAGGCUCAACCCCUCCAUCAAUGAAAGACUGUGUCUCACCUCGUGAACUGAGCUUGCGCUUGCAUGAGGUCAUUCAAUCAAGAUUACACGAGCGCAUCAUGGAGCUUGAGACAGAACUUGCAAAUAGCCGGAAAAAGGUACGACACUUGGAACUUGAGAAACAUUCUUGGAAAGAGAUCUCUCGAAGCGAGUCUUCAUCUACCUUGGGCAGCCCCGUGGCACAGCCUCUUGUAAUGAAUUUGUCAGGGGAUGCCCUUGAUGCCUAUAAUGAAGCUUAUGGUGAACUUAACAAGCUAAGUGCGGCAAGAAUUGAAGAUCUAGGGAUUGAGAGCGAUGAUCAGCAAGAUAUUCUACUCUCAAUCAAUCAGGGGAUGGGUGAAAAGCUAAAUGGCAUUCAAAAUGGUGGAAAUAGAAUACCGCCAUAUGAAGGUAGUCCAAAAGACUAUGACAACAGAGAUGAUAGUGAUGAUGAUUUAUUACUGAUAAAGCAGAUUGUUGAGAAAGCUAGACAAGGUUCUCCGGCAAUUUUAAGGGCUCAAAAGGCAUGGUAUGGUUGAACAUUGAUGAGAACUAGAGUAGUUAACUUUAAGGGAACAUUGGAAUAUAAAUUUUUGGUACAUUGUAAAAAAAAUCACAUUUUUUUCCUUGUAGAGUAGUAAAUUUUUUUGAUACUCGUGU